CAGGUGUUAUAACUUCAAGAAAUGCUGUGACCUACUUGAAGAAGAUAAUUCAUAGGAACUUUUGUCUUGUGAUAAUUAUUUAUAACUAGAAUGGCUUUGAAAAAACUGCCUAAACUUCUCAAGAAAUUUUUUUUUCACUGGAAACUUUGGAAGUUUAGCAUCAUUGUGUUUGUCUUUCUGGUAUUUUUAUUUUUAUUACAAAAAGAAGUAGGUGUUCAAGAUUUUAAAGAUGAAGCAGGGAUUGAGCCAGUUGUUGGAAAGAAAAGUCACGUGUUAGGUCUCGUGCUAAAUGCUAUGAACAAUAUCAAAGGUGCAAAGCCAAAAAUGCAGAUAAAAGCACCCGUUAGGCAAACUAAGAUUCCUGGAGAGAGACACUGUUUGCCAGGAUACUAUACUGCAGUGGAACUAAAACCCUUUCUAGACAGACCACUUCAAGAUCCUAAUGCACCUGGAGCUUCUGGUAAAGCAUUUAAAACCAUCAACUUAAAUUCAGAAGAACAGAAGGAAAAACAGCGUGGAGAAGAAAAACAUUGUUUUAAUGCAUUUGCAAGUGAUAGGAUAUCUUUACACCGAGAUCUUGGACCAGACACUCGACCUCCUGAAUGUAUUGAACAAAAGUUUAAGCGUUGCCCGCCAUUGCCAACCACAAGUAUUGUAAUAGUUUUUCAUAAUGAAGCAUGGUCCACUCUGCUCAGAACUGUUCACAGCGUGAUGUAUACAUCUCCUGCAAUAUUGCUAAAGGAGAUUAUUUUGGUGGAUGACGCCAGUGUAGAUGAAUACUUACAUGAUAAACUAGAUGAAUAUGUCAAACAAUUUCAAAUAGUUAAAGUAGUCCGUCAAAAGGAAAGAAAAGGUCUAAUCACUGCACGGUUGCUGGGAGCUUCAGUAGCAACAGGAGAGACCCUUACCUUUCUGGAUGCUCAUUGUGAAUGCUUCUAUGGCUGGUUGGAGCCAUUACUGGCAAGAAUAGCUGAGAACCCUGUAGCUGUUGUAAGCCCUGAUAUUGCUUCUAUAGAUCUCAACACUUUUGAAUUCAGUAAGCCAUCUCCUUAUGGGCAUAGCCACAACAGAGGAAAUUUUGAUUGGAGUUUGUCAUUUGGAUGGGAGUCUCUUCCUAAACAUGAAAAUAAAAGAAGAAAAGAUGAAACCUAUCCAAUUAGAACACCUACUUUUGCUGGAGGUCUCUUUUCAAUAUCAAAAGACUACUUUGAGCACAUUGGAAGCUAUGAUGAAGAAAUGGAAAUAUGGGGAGGUGAAAAUAUAGAAAUGUCUUUCAGAGUAUGGCAAUGUGGUGGACAGUUGGAGAUCAUGCCUUGCUCUGUUGUUGGCCAUGUCUUUCGCAGCAAGAGUCCCCAUACUUUCCCAAAAGGUACUCAAGUGAUCACACGUAAUCAAGUCCGCCUUGCAGAAGUGUGGAUGGAUGAAUAUAAAGAAAUAUUUUAUCGAAGAAACACAGAGGCAGCAAAAAUUGUGAAACAAAAAACAUUUGGAGACAUCUCAAAAAGACUUGACUUAAGGCAGCGUCUGCAGUGUAAAAAUUUUACCUGGUAUCUCAAUAAUAUUUAUCCAGAAGCAUACGUGCCAGACCUGAAUCCUUUGUUUUCUGGAUAUUUAAAAAAUCUAGGUAAUCGCAUGUGUCUGGAUGUUGGUGAAAAUAACCAUGGUGGCAAACCAUUGAUUAUGUAUUCUUGUCAUGGACUUGGAGGAAAUCAGUACUUUGAAUAUUCUGCACACCAUGAAAUUCGACAUAACAUUCAGAAGGAGCUUUGCCUGUAUGCUUCUAAAGGACCUGUGCAGCUUCGUGAAUGUAACUAUAAAGGCCAGAAAACCUUUGCUGUUGGAGAAGAGCAAUGGCUGCAUCAAAAGGAUCAAACUCUGUACAAUGCAGCACUACAUAUGUGCCUUACAGGAAAUGGAGAGCAUCCAAGUUUGGCAUCCUGUAAUCCAUCAGACCCCUUCCAGAAAUGGAUCUUUGGCCAGAACAAUUGAGACUUGAUAUUUAUAGGCAGGAACAUUUUAUUAAAAGAUCCAUUCUAAACUGUGAUUCAUAUAUGUGUACUGCAUUUUUAAGUGAUGCAAAAUGUUUAAGCAGUUUCUUUUCCCUUUUAUUUAAGUUGGAUAUAAAAUCUGUCAUCGCAGAUUCCCCAGGAGUCUGUUAUACCAAAGAUGAUGAGAUCCCAAUUAAGAAAAAUGUUUACA
This is a messenger RNA of Nestor notabilis (Kea), 2199 nucleotides long. RefSeq names its product polypeptide N-acetylgalactosaminyltransferase 3 (gene GALNT3). The transcript has 10 exons. Bases 91 to 1989 code for a protein of 632 amino acids. The record is from RefSeq and is a predicted model, not a curated record. Gene Ontology annotation, cellular component: Golgi apparatus. Lineage: Eukaryota; Metazoa; Chordata; Aves; Psittaciformes; Psittacidae.